GGGCUGGAGGCCGCAGGCCCGAGGGCAUGGAGCGGUUAGGGGAGAAAGCCAGUCGUCUGCUGGAGAAGCUCGGCCGCAGAAAGGGUGAAUCCAGCCGGUCUGGGUCAGAUGGGACCCCCGGGCCGGGCAAGGGGCGCCUGAGUGGGUUGGGGGGACCUAGGAAAUCAGGGCCCCGAGGAGCUACUGGGGGACCCGGGGAUGAGCCAUUGGAGCCGGCCCGGGAGCAGGGCCCCCUGGACACUGAGCGGAAUCCGCGCGGCUCCUUUGAGGCGCAGCGCUACGAAGGCUCCUUUCCCGGGGGGCCGCCGCCCACCCGGGCCUUGCCUCUACCUCAGUCAUUGCCCCCCGAUUUUCGGCUGGAGACAACAGCACCAGCCCUAAGUCCCCGCUCCAGCUUCGCCAGUAGCUCAGCCAGCGACGCGAGCAAGCCGUCCAGCCCCCGGGGCAGCCUGCUGCUGGACGGAGCGGGGGCUGGCGGAGCCGGAGGUAGCCGGCCCUGCAGCAAUCGUACCAGCGGCAUCAGCAUGGGCUACGACCAGCGCCACGGGAGCCCCUUGCCCGCGGGGCCGUGUCUGUUUGGCCCCCCCCUGGCUGGGGUACCGGCAGGCUAUUCCCCCGGAGGGGUCCCGUCCGCCUACCCGGAGCUCCAUGCCGCCCUGGACCGACUGUGCGCUCAUCGGCCCGCGGGGUUCGGCUGUCAGGAAAGCCGCCACUCAUAUCCCCCAGCCCUGGGCAGCCCUGGAGCUCUAGCCGGGGCCGCGGUGGGAGCGGCCGGGCCUUUGGAGAGACGGGGGGCGCAACCCGGACGACACUCGGUGACCGGCUACGGGGACUGCGCCGCGGGCGCCCGAUACCAGGAUGAGCUAACGGCAUUACUGCGCCUGACGGUGGGCACCGGUGGGCGAGAAGCCGGCGCCCGCGGGGAACCCUCGGGGAUUGAGCCGUCAGGUCUCGAGGAGCCGCCAGGUCCUUUCGUUCCAGAGGCUGCCCGGGCCCGGAUACGGGAGCCAGAGGCCAGAGAGGACUACUUCGGCACCUGUAUCAAGUGCAACAAAGGCAUCUAUGGGCAGAGCAACGCCUGCCAGGCCCUGGACAGCCUCUACCACACCCAGUGCUUUGUGUGCUGCUCUUGUGGGCGAACUUUGCGUUGCAAAGCUUUCUACAGCGUCAAUGGCUCUGUGUACUGUGAGGAAGAUUAUCUGUUUUCAGGGUUUCAGGAGGCAGCUGAGAAAUGCUGUGUCUGUGGUCACUUGAUUUUGGAGAAGAUCCUACAGGCGAUGGGGAAGUCCUAUCACCCAGGCUGCUUCCGAUGCAUUGUUUGCAACAAGUGCCUGGAUGGCAUUCCCUUCACAGUGGACUUCUCUAACCAAGUGUACUGUGUCACCGACUACCACAAAAAUUAUGCCCCUAAGUGUGCGGCCUGUGGCCAACCCAUCCUCCCCUCAGAGGGCUGUGAGGACAUUGUGAGGGUGAUAUCCAUGGACAGGGAUUAUCACUUUGAGUGCUACCACUGCGAGGACUGCCGGAUGCAGCUGAGUGAUGAGGAAGGCUGCUGCUGUUUCCCUCUGGAUGGGCACUUGCUCUGCCACGGCUGCCACAUGCAGCGGCUCAAUGCCCGACAGCCUCCUGCCAACUAUAUCUGAGCUGCAUUCACAGCUGCUGCCAUCACAACAUUGACAUACUCCUCUGGCAAGUGGGCCCUGAGGCCAGCAGAGACAAGGAAUGCACUCUACAGGCCUGGCAGAAGAGUUCUUUGGGGAGGACUCCAAGGGCCAGAGACCCAAAGAUUAUGACAUUCCAAAUGGACUGUGGAGGAGGAAGCUUCUAAUUGCCAGGGUGGGGUGACUGGAGUUCUUUCUGUGUAUGCAGCCUGUGCUCAGGCACAUAGAGGCCUGUUCUAAUGCUUUCUGAACAUCUGAUUCUUGUCUAUAUCUUCAGUAUAUGUUUGUGCUUAAGUUAAGCAAUGAUUUGGAUUACAGGAGGAGAGGACCUACCUUUAGGUGAGCUAGUUUCAA
Messenger RNA from Propithecus coquereli (Coquerel's sifaka), 2015 nucleotides. RefSeq names its product ajuba LIM protein (gene AJUBA). The record is from RefSeq and is a predicted model, not a curated record. The transcript is spliced from 8 exons. Gene Ontology annotation, biological process: cytoskeleton organization; positive regulation of miRNA-mediated gene silencing; negative regulation of hippo signaling. Gene Ontology annotation, molecular function: transcription corepressor activity. Lineage: Eukaryota; Metazoa; Chordata; Mammalia; Primates; Indriidae. Gene Ontology annotation, cellular component: adherens junction; nucleus; transcription regulator complex. Bases 27 to 1643 code for a protein of 538 amino acids.